AUGACUAGCUUCUUACAGUACAUUUCUAGUGAAGUAAACCCACCCAGUGAUGAAACAGAUUCUUCCUCUGCUCCUUCCAAAGAACGAUUAGAGCAGGAAAAACAAAAACUGCUUCUUUCCUUCAAGCCACUAAUGCAGAAGUUCCUUCAUGAUCACGUUGAUCUACAAGUCAGUGCCCUCUAUGCUCUUCAGGUGCACUGCUACAACAGCAACUUCCAAAAAAGCAUGUUAUUCCACUUUUUUGUUCAUUUCUCUGACAUGGAAAUUAUUGAAGAAAAAGCUUUCUUGACUUGGAAAGAAAAUAUAAUACAAGAGUUUCCAGGGAAAUACAGGGCUGUAUUCCAGGUAAAUCAGUGGCUAAGCUGGCUAGAAACUGCUGAAGAAGAAGAAUCAGAGGAAGAAGCCUACUAA
Rangifer tarandus platyrhynchus (Svalbard reindeer) is the source of this 411-nucleotide messenger RNA. NCBI's taxonomy places the organism in Eukaryota, Metazoa, Chordata, Mammalia, Artiodactyla, Cervidae. The record is from the annotation of a GenBank genome assembly.